GUCAAUAAUGGUGUGGAUGCAAGCGCUGUCUGGCUAUGGCGAAUGGAUGGGAAAAUAUAUUAUUUUAAUGCUUUAGCUCAGCUCCUUGAUUAUAUGUCGGUGCUGAUAAAAUUCCAUCCCGAAUCCUACGAUAUUGGCAAACGUAGGAUGCAGAAAAUCCUUCUUGAUAGCGGCUGUGAAUUGAAUGAUACUGCAAUCCAUGUUUCCGGCUCAAUCUUUCCCCUGCUAAGCAAGGAUGCAGAUAUCGCUUUCGGUGAGCAAGCUAAUUUACCCUGGGAACGUUAAUAGAGCUCAAUUAAAUCUUCCUCACAGAUUGCGGGUACGAUGAGCUUUCUCUGUCAAUUAUUCGUCGCUCGGACUCAGACAUGCGUCGCAUAUUGCGGAGAUCUGCCUGCGUAAAUGGACGACCCAACGUCAAUUAUCCGCCCAUAGCAUUUGCUCUAGGAUGGCACGUAGGCACGGUGGCUCUCCUAGAUGCCGGCGCAGAUCCACUUCCAAUCAUCCCACAAGUGAUUAAGCGUAAGGAUGAUGACUCGCUUCAACUCAUUUUCACUUACAAUUUCCUUGAUCGGUUUGAAGGAUCCCGGGAAGCUCUCUUAUUUUCAAUUUUAUGGUUUGCACUUGAGUACAGGGCUACAGACAAAGCCGUUGAUUUGAUUGCCGAUAAGAUUCUAAGUGGCGCCCAAAUUUGUCAAAAGGUUUCCAGAUCGCCUGUAAACCUCCCCCUUCUUCCCAAAGAUCAUCGAUUACAAUAUUAUUACAAUUCGGCUUGUCAGAAGGGCAAUACUGUAUAUCACGACCGGUCCGUGAAUAAGAUUGCUGCCGAAAAGCUAUUUAAUGUGGGCCUCAACGUUAUUGACGGCGUCAACGAAGUGGGAGACACCCCGCUUUCUAUGUGGUGUAGGAUGGCUUUUAUUAUUGACCAAAUCCCUCCCAGGGAAGAAGAACUUAUGCUGUUCUACAUAAAUAAGGGAGCCUCUCUAGUGUUCGAAAGCAAGAUUGCACCCAGAUCGCUGCUGCAUGCAAUGGCUGUUUCAUUAGUUCUUCGGAACUUCAAGCUCGGAUCGGACUUUGUGCGCAUUGCAGAAGAGAUAGCAAAGCAUUAUCCCCAAGGCCACUGCGCAAUAUUGACAGACGGGUGCGUCUGCUAUUGCUCGACUGGCGGUUGCAUUCCGACAACGCUAUUGCUCAAGUCCUUUUGCAUUGAAGUUUGGCAACAGGAUUUCGAGUCUAGUCACAACGAAAACGUAACUGCAAUUUUGGAUUGGACGAGACUCUUUGGAUUAACCCAAUCUCAGAAAGAGGUAUGCUUUGAGGAGUACAGCAGGCUGGAUGUGUUCGAGCGCCUGGGAAUGGCGCACACCUGCUGCACAUACAGGCACCCGGGGCUUAAGGAGAAGGGUUUAUCAUGUGAUGAGCAGGUCGAACUUCGAGAAGAGGAUAACCCGCUGAAUGAGGUAUUAACGAUCUACAUGCAAACAUAUAGGCGCGCUCGAAAUGAUUACCAUGGAACGUCCGAGGCCUUUUGGGAGGCUUGGACUGAGGUGGUAAAUGAAUAUCUACCGCCUAUCAAAACACGACACGGACGAAAAUUCAAUAUAUACUCCCGUGCAAUAGACGAGCUAGAAUCAUCUAUUCCCGUCUCAGGGGUUUCUGAGGCUUCAAACCAACAAGGAACAUUUAUAGAAGACGCGGAGAAAGUCUACGACAGACUCAAAUCCAUUCUGCAUCUCGAUGAUGAGGCGGGAGCUAUGUAUAACAUGGGUCAAGCUGUUGAUCACGUUUUAUGACCUCGCUUUGUCUUCUCGAACGUUAGUUGCAAGCAUUUAUUCAACUCAGUAUGCAGUACUCUGCAUGUCGAACAACUAGAACCGGGCUAUGCGAGCCUUGACAAUUGAAAUCUCCGAGGCUGUGCUCUCUUUCCCAUUACUGUUGUUGAUUAUUGUAAAUUAAUAGUUAUAAUCCACAAUUGAAUGCUAGACCUUCUUAAA
Molecule: messenger RNA, 1991 nt
Organism: Xylona heveae TC161
Lineage: Eukaryota; Fungi; Ascomycota; Xylonomycetes; Xylonales; Xylonaceae
Exons: 3
Coding region: 366-1790 (474 amino acids)
Source: RefSeq, a predicted model, not a curated record